UUUGAUAUGACUUGUGUGAUUCUCAUUAUAUUCGACUGUAGGUUUUUCCUUUUCAUCAGACUUGGUCAACAACAUCACCUUCAUCUUAGGCCUUCAAGAUCUUCACGAAACAAAUAGCCAAACAAAAACGAGUCUUGAAUUCAUUUUGAGUCUACAAAAAUUCCACACAUCUUCCUAUCGGAAUUAAAAAAAACACUUUCUCAAGAUGGCAUUUGGCAAAAAGACUGUUGUAAACUAGUAAGAAGCAGAUCAGACCAAAAGAGAAGAAAAAAUGGCAGGAGGGUCGUUUGGUCCGACCGGUGUAGCUAAGGAAAGAGCAGAACAAUACCAAGGGAAAGUCACUAGCUAUGUCAUCAUCGCUUGCCUUGUUGCUGCUAUUGGUGGAGCCAUCUUUGGUUAUGACAUUGGAGUCUCAGGAGGAGUCACAUCAAUGGAUGAGUUCCUUGAGGAGUUUUUCAAAACGGUUUAUGAUAAGAAGAAGCAAGCUCACGAGAGUAAUUAUUGUAAAUAUGAUGAUCAAGGAUUAGCUGCUUUCACUUCUUCACUCUACUUGGCUGGUUUGGUUUCCACUCUGGCCGCUUCACCGAUUACAAGAAACUAUGGAAGGCGUGCGAGUAUUGUCUGUGGUGGGAUUAGCUUUCUUGUUGGAGCUGCUUUGAAUGCUGGUGCUGUGAACUUACCAAUGCUUCUUGCGGGAAGAAUCUUGCUCGGUGUUGGCAUUGGAUUUGGGAAUCAGGCGGUUCCUUUGUACUUAUCAGAAGUGGCACCAACUCAUCUCCGAGGUGGUUUAAACAUGAUGUUCCAGUUAGCUACAACUCUUGGAAUCUUCACAGCCAACAUGGUCAACUACGGUACACAACAGCUCAAGCCCUGGGGAUGGAGACUCUCUCUAGGUCUAGCCGCAUUUCCAGCUCUGCUCAUGACGCUAGGCGGCUAUCUCCUACCUGAGACACCAAACAGUUUAGUCGAAAGAGGGUUAACAGAAAGAGGAAGACGAGUUCUAGAGAAGCUAAGAGGAACUCAAAACGUAGACGCCGAGCUACAAGACAUGGUGGACGCAAGCGAGCUAGCCAACUCCAUCAAACACCCGUUCAGAAACAUCCUCCAGAAACAGCAUAGGCCUCAGCUAGUCAUGGCCGUUUGCAUGCCGAUGUUUCAGAUCCUCACGGGGAUAAACUCGAUCCUCUUCUACGCGCCUGUCCUGUUCCAGACGAUGGGGUUCGGAGGAAACGCGUCUCUCUACUCAUCAGCGUUGACUGGAGCCGUUCUUGUCUUAUCAACGUUGAUCUCCAUAGCGCUGGUGGAUAAGCUAGGACGGCGAGCACUUCUCAUCAGCGGAGGGGUGCAGAUGAUAAUAUGCCAAGCUAUAGUCUCAGUGAUCUUAGGCCUCAAAUUUGGAGACGACCAAGAGCUGUCUAAAGGGUAUUCGAUAGUGGUAGUCAUCUUCAUUUGUCUCUUUGUUGUAGCGUUUGGAUGGUCGUGGGGACCUUUAGGGUGGACCAUACCGAGCGAGAUCUUCCCGCUGGAGAUUCGCUCGGCGGGUCAGAGUAUCACUGUCGCUGUGAAUCUUUUAUUUACUUUCGUGAUAGCGCAAGCUUUCUUGUCUAUGCUCUGUGCGUUUAAGUUUGGGAUCUUUUUGUUUUUCGCUGGAUGGGUGUUGGUGAUGACUGUUUUUGUUUACUUUUUGUUGCCUGAGACCAAAGGAGUGCCUAUUGAGGAGAUGACACUCUUGUGGAAAAGGCAUUGGUUUUGGAAAAAAGUGUUGCCUGAAGCUGAGAGUAACAAUAGUUCUGUAUGAAAGAUAGAUAAAUAUAAUAUUAAAACUGGUUUUGUAAUGUCAUUAGUUUUUUUUUUAAUGAUUUUGUCAAUAAUCAUCAAGAAAGUUUUAUUGCAUAUGUAAA
Messenger RNA from Brassica napus (rape), 1901 nucleotides. RefSeq names its product sugar transport protein 7. Gene Ontology annotation, biological process: monosaccharide transmembrane transport. Gene Ontology annotation, cellular component: membrane. The transcript has 5 exons. The coding region runs from base 272 to 1798 and encodes 508 amino acids. Lineage: Eukaryota; Viridiplantae; Streptophyta; Magnoliopsida; Brassicales; Brassicaceae. Gene Ontology annotation, molecular function: monosaccharide transmembrane transporter activity. The record is from RefSeq and is a predicted model, not a curated record.